Aspergillus japonicus CBS 114.51 is the source of this 2238-nucleotide messenger RNA. RefSeq lists its product as uncharacterized. The record is from RefSeq and is a predicted model, not a curated record. Lineage: Eukaryota; Fungi; Ascomycota; Eurotiomycetes; Eurotiales; Aspergillaceae. Bases 1 to 2238 code for a protein of 745 amino acids. The transcript has 4 exons.
AUGGACGCCAAGAAUUCCCCUCACUAUCAGCCAACGGCGCGCGCUCUGGCUACCGACCACGAGCAGGUCCUGCCCCUGCUGGGAAAACCACCUACGUGGACGACACCGAACGCCGUUCAUCCAAUUGCUAUUAAUAACCAUCCUUAUCCCCUUCUCCAUCAUCCAUAUACUUAUCCGAUCGCAACGCCCAUUCCUGGUCCAAUACCGGGUCCUGCGCCCCCGCUGCCACCGUCCCCGAUUUUAUCAUUACCACCGCAACAACAGCAUCAACAAAUACAGCAGCAACAAAUACAGCAGCAACAAAUACAGCAUCAAAUACAACAUCAACAAAUACAACCGCCGCCAUUACCACCGCAACCCUCCGCGCCGGUCCACGGCAGCGCGCCACCCCUUGCAACUGCAGAAUCAACCCGCCAAGAUGCAAGCAAGAACGGAGUGACCAAGGCGCGCAAACCGCGCAAGACCAACAAUGCCUCGGGGGGGAAAUCGACCUUGUUCUGGGUCCAUACCGACCCCAAGUCCGUGUCGGAAGGCACCAGGGAAGAGACUCUCAAGCGCAUUCGUUCUCAUGUGAUGUCCGAGCAUAAUCGCAAGAAGCGACUGGAAAACACCAAGCGGUACAAGAGCAAGACCUGGAAGCACCUGGCUUUUCAACCGGUAGAGACAACCGCCUCCAGCUCGGCGGCGGCGGCGGCGGCGGCAGCAACAUCUGCCUCUCCCACGAACCCUUCACCAAAGCAAACCGUUACCGAGUCCUCUUUUGGGGCUCGAAUCACCUCCGAGUCGCCUCCCCCAUCUUCCUCUUCAUCAGCUUCAUCAUCACCCGAACAGCGGCAUCGAGAGGAACCGCAAAAUGCGUUGGUGGUUACGGAGGCGAACAGUUACCCGGUUGUAACAGCGGCAGCCGUAAACAGUUUCAGCAUUGACGCGCCAACGUCCAACGAACUUUCGCCUAUGCAGGUGGCAUCUCCGUGGACUCUGGUGGGUCAGGGAGGUAGUGACCCUUUCAAUACCUCGCAUACGGUGUUAACGGACCGCAUGUCGGGGCACCUCCAACACUUCUUCGAGUUGACGCAAAUAUCAUACCCGCUGCAACGCCGGUAUGGGCCCAAGCUGAGGGCCCACUGGGCUGCGUUAGUCCAACAGGACCCAGCUUCGUUGCAUGCUUGUAUAUGUGUCGCAGCAUCUAAUACUGCUCUGGAGCAAGGAGAACUGCCCUUAAGAGACCCGAACGAGCGGCGGUCCAGUGCGCUACUUCUUGACACCUUCCAUCACCGAGGUGAAACAAUUCGCCUGGUCAACGAAGGUCUUUCUGACCCGAUCAAAGCGUCCAGUGACGAAUUGAUCGCAGCAGUCUCUAUCCUUCUAACCAUCGAGAUUGCUUCCGGUAAUGCUGAUUACCUGAAGAUCCACCUUGCUGGGUUGCGGCAGAUGGUUGGUAUGCGGAACACCUUCGCAGACGUGCCACCUGAUGUUCGAUUCCAAAUUACAUGGACGGAUAUUCGAGUCGCAUGCAUGGCUUCCACCAAGCCUAUAUUCCCUUUUAUUCGUUACGCCCGUCCUCUGCAUCUGGCGCUUCAGCCUCCAAGCAAAGAUCUUGAGCUUACCGCCUCGCGCUUGAUACAAUUAAUUGAGAUACCCGGCAUCUUCGGCGGUGCCAUGUCUAAGAUCAUAUGGGACCUGGUUGAGCUGACCUGGUACUGCGAAUGGAUCAAGAGUGGGCCAAGCUAUCAAGACUUUGACGAGGAGACCGAGGACUACUUCAACACCGAAGUGCUCCACGUGGAAUACGCCCUCCAUACGGAUCGCUUCACCGCUACCGGCGAAGUCAAGGGUGAUGCCACCAUCGAGGGCUGCGUUCGACUGGCUUGCUUGUUAUUCCACAACAACGUGAUCUGGAAUUUCUACCCGGUGGUCGCACCGGUCUUCCCCAAACCGAUUAUCAACCUUCGCCUGGCACUAGAGACGACGAUGAAAGCCGGGUACUUCGAGCUGUGUCGCGACGUCUUGAUCUGGAUUCUAUUCAUCGGGGCCACCAGCUCCGGCCUGCUCCCCGAUCGAGCCUUCUUUGUGAAUGAGCUCGCCAUCGUGCUGAGGCAGGAAGGAAUCCCAUCGUGGCAGGAGCUCCGCGCGCUUCUGCUGGGAUUUUUCUACGUGGACCGGUCCUAUUUGCAGCCGCUACGGGACUUGUGGGAUGAGCUGCACACCAUGCCGGUCGUAUCGCCGGAGUGUAUAUAA